AUGCCCAGGCCUGCAGACGCAGAGCCUGUCGAGGGCGAGCGACAGGCAGCACGUAUCUCCCUAAGACACAACAUCGGCAUUUGCGCAGAAAUUCAUCGAGACGCCACGCGUGACAGCUCGCUACAAGUUCCUGUCAAGCACGUUGCGCACUAUGCCACUGUUUUAGAACGCAAUCUCUAUGAGUCAGGUAUCACAUCAAAACAGUACGCCGCUAUUAUACUUCAAUGCAAUGAGCUCUUUGAAGAGGCCGAAGAAGAUAUGCAAUUGUGGCAUAGCUUUCUCAGCGACAACUUCACAGACAUGGGCGCCCUCAGCGUUACGACCGCCGGAGAACCGAUACUACCUCUGGCAUUUGUCCUGGAAGGCCGCGCCGUCCUGGGCAAAGUCGUCGGCAAGAUGAACGCUUCCAUGCGCCUACAGGCAAGUAUCGACCCAAGAAAUGAGCCCUACAUUCUACAGCCUGAGGAAGAGGAACGCAUGGUAAAGAGGCUAGAGUUUUGGCGGAUUCGUUCUUCAGGAAAGUAUGACGAGUCUGCACAUUACAUGACGGCGUUAUGCAAGCUCAGUGAUCAAAUCGAGCGCUGGGAGAGUGAUGGUAGCUGGCCCUUUUGGUGUGACCAAGUGGGCCAACGCAUGAAUCGCCCCCUGAUGGGGCAAGACGUUAUAAAAGCUGAGGUGGCGCGCAAAAAGGACCUAGAGCGCCAGCGAAAGGCCGGUCUACCAGCUUCUGCACCACCUUUCACUUCUACCCAAGACGCAACUGGGAAUACAUCCAACGCAGCGGAAACACGGUCAUCGCCACCAAGUCAUGCAAAAUCCGCCUCGGCAGCAGCUGGUCGUCCCAUAGAUGAGGCUGCACCGCAGGAUGACAGUCUACCUGCCAGUAGGAACAACAAUCGUCCGAUACCACUCGUUCCGGUGGGGUCUUGGACGCCCAAGAAGCUCAUCCAACAAACGGCUACCAAUACCCCUUCUGUCAAGAGGUCCAAUCCAUUUUCACAGCUGCUCAGCUCUGUAGAUAACACAUCGCCGCGUCACAGCAAUGUCAGCACCCAAGGAGCUAAGCCUGCUUCAUUCAGUAGUGCCGCACAAGUUGACUUGUCACGCCAGAAGCAUACCGAACCUUCGACAGAUACGCCAUCAGCUCUCAACAUGCCAAAGCCUGACCAGGUCCAUCACUCUGACAUACUUACCAAGAGCACUAACACGCCCAAGGGCGCUGAAGCAAACCUCAAAGGCUUUGAGGUACCUGCUGACGCUGCAAAUACAACUGCGAAUGCAGCUGCAGCACCAGUUUCGACUUUGUUCUCACAAUCUGUUAUUGUCUCUCAGCAGAGUGGCGCAGCACUUCCUCCGUUUGGUAGCUUCACGCCCAUUUUUGGUGGCAUAUCUCUUAAUGGCAGCAAAGCAAAGCUUGCUCCACCUUCACCCAUCUGGGCGAACGCUGCUAAAGAAGUACCUGGCUCUUCCUUCUUGAAGUCUAGUAGUUCUACAGGCCCGAGCAUCUUCGACAGGUUGUCGAACAGGAAACCUAGUGAGCAAAAAGUGUUCAAUUUUGGACUAUCAAUUGUCCCAUCGCAGAAACAACUCCCAAAUGUCUCGCAAGGUCUCCCUGUCCCUGUGCCUCCAGGAGCACCCAACACGUCAAAACCCAAAACUUCCGACGAAGCAUCCGCGUCUCCGAUUGAGCCCGUCAGUGAUUCACAGCCGUCUGUUAAUGGCGUCGAAAAGACGGUCGAUGUUGAUGUAUCGACCAGCAUGGUUGUGCCUUUACCAGAUCAAGCAACCACUCAUGAUCAAACUCCUAAGAUUCCAUUGCUGGUUGGUCAAAACCUCCACCCAUCAGAAGAGAGCUCGCUUGAUGCAUCACCUGAGAAAGUGGUUGCUGGGUCCGCAGAGGCUACCUCAUCGAGCACACAAAUGGAUUCAAAUUCGCCUGCAUGCAAGCCUAUUCUUCUCGAGGAAGAGCGUAAUAAUCUUUCGAUGACUUCCAAUACUACAGAAUUUGUUGUCGAGCAAGAACAUGUACUCGAGCAAUCUCCUAUCGCGCCACCUCUGGUGCAUUCAUCAGCUCCGAAAGCAGAUGUCUCAAACCCCGUUGCCAAGAUUGUUGCAGCAGAUGUCAAAACGAUAGAAGUCAAGAGGAAGCUGCGGGACCCAAGCAUUGAUGGCAUCUUCAAGACCUUGGAACAAAUGAGAGGCUCCUUGAAGAGCAGUGAUGUUCUGAAAGAACAAGCAAAAAAACGGGAGGACCUUCACGCAUCCACGACAGGGACUCUAGAAGGAAGGAUCUGCGAGUUGAUGGACCUCGUCAAGCAAACGACUAGCUCACAGGAACAGAUCCAGGCUGACUUCCAACACAUGAAGGAAGAGUGCCGUAAGGCAAAAGACAUUGUUGCAAAUCUGAAGCAGCGCAUCACCGAGGCAGCGGAAGAGCGACGGAAAGAGCAACAAGCUGCGGCAGGUCAGCAAGCAAAGUUGAUUGCUAGAAUAGCAACUCUCGAAGCUCGUUUGCCUACAGUGGUCGUUCCAGAAAAUGUUGGUGCCACAGCACAGGUCCCACAGAAACCAACGCAGAUCAUGCCCGCGAAGGAACCUGUCACCAAAGUGACUGAACAAAAGGCAGCCAGCGCAAUCGCCGUAUCAAGGAUUGCUGCAAAGCGAAACGAAGACUAUGAGCAAGCUAAAAUUGAGCUCCCCAUCGACAGCCUUCGUCACCCUACGGCACAGCCGGCUGAUAUCCCUUCCAUCUCCGCAGUCCCUGCCGCACCAUCGAAAGACAUGACUGAGACCGCUGACAAGGGACUCCUGGGGGCGCUGACAAAGAGAGUUGAUCAAAUCUUUGAACAUGCAGAUGCGGCUCUCAAGGAUGCUGACAAGACUCUCGAGGAUGCUGACAAGAUGCGCGACCUGCUCAUGUUCCCCGCAAAGAAAUUCUCUGCAUUGUCGGAGAACAUGGUGCCGGCUUUCAAGAUGUUCGAAAAGAAGAUCCACGUCUUCAUCAUGGACAAAACUCAGCAUGCCGAUCGCGACACCGUAGCCAACCUACAUACCACCCUGCGCUACAUCAAACACGUGCACGAGUCGCAGGCCACCCUGCUUGACAUGGAACAGAAUCUUCGAGAUCUGAAGGCGGAAAAGGACUCGUAUGUUACGAGCUGGGGUACCAAAUUGAAGGACAACUACGACAUCGCUAGAGCCUAUGCGCAGCGUCUCUAUGUUGAGCUGAACGACCUCCCUCCGAAUGACGAUAUGUACAAUAUCCUUCGAGGUCACUGGUUUGCUGAGGUGUCGCGUCUGCGUCUCAUGGUCGAGGAUACCGGAAGCAAGUGGGGGUUCUCGCGUGUUGGUGCGAACGGGGCCCUUGAGCAAGAUAGAAAGUUGUUGAGAUCUGGAAGAGACGAAAUGUACCGCGUUUGA
This is a messenger RNA of Parastagonospora nodorum SN15, 3420 nucleotides long. RefSeq lists its product as hypothetical. Lineage: Eukaryota; Fungi; Ascomycota; Dothideomycetes; Pleosporales; Phaeosphaeriaceae. The record is from RefSeq and is a predicted model, not a curated record. The transcript is spliced from 2 exons. The coding region runs from base 1 to 3420 and encodes 1139 amino acids.